Messenger RNA from Pleurotus ostreatus (oyster mushroom), 450 nucleotides. RefSeq lists its product as uncharacterized. The coding region runs from base 1 to 450 and encodes 149 amino acids. The transcript is spliced from 5 exons. The record is from RefSeq and is a predicted model, not a curated record. Lineage: Eukaryota; Fungi; Basidiomycota; Agaricomycetes; Agaricales; Pleurotaceae.
AUGUCCCAGCAAGUCGCAGUCCGUAGCCCUCUCUCCGCUGUAUUCCUGUUGCACAUUGCGCUGGAAAUCCCGGUUGCGAUACAAGGAGUGUACUCGCCCGAAUCGCUGCCGUUCCUCCAGCUGAACAACACCUCCAUCGUGUUCUUGAAGCUUUACGCCUCGCUUAUCCUGGGCUCAUGCAUCGCUGCGUUCCUCUGCUUCUCACUGCCUGAGUUUUUGCCGGGCAAACGCGCGCUGGCGAUUGGCCUCUGCGUCUACCAUAGUAUCUGCUCGACGGUUCUCUAUCAAAGCCCGCGGUUCAUACCCCACACUUUCGGCGCUAUCUUCGAACAAUACAAAGUCACGCCGGAGAUCGUCUGGGGCACACUCCACGGAAUCGUGGGCUUGCUAAUGGUCGUCUGGUGGCAAGGAACCGUCCAUUUGGCCGCUAUGGCCAGGAAAAUGCAGUAG